This is a messenger RNA of Ipomoea nil (Japanese morning glory), 1278 nucleotides long. Its product is annotated as putative disease resistance protein RGA3. Gene Ontology annotation, molecular function: protein binding; ADP binding. The transcript is spliced from 3 exons. The record is from RefSeq and is a predicted model, not a curated record. The coding region runs from base 1 to 1278 and encodes 425 amino acids. Gene Ontology annotation, biological process: defense response to fungus. Lineage: Eukaryota; Viridiplantae; Streptophyta; Magnoliopsida; Solanales; Convolvulaceae.
AUGGCCACCGACGCUAUCAUCUCCGUUGUUGUGGAUCAGCUGUUCAUCAUCAUCAACGACCAAUUCCAGGAGCUAAGAGCAGUGUUGGGUGUGGAGAAGGAGAUGAAAAACCUGUCAUCAAAGCUCAAGAAAAUCAGGGAGGUGUUGGAUGAUGCAGAGAGGAGAAGCUUCAAGGAGAAGGGCGUCAAGCUGUGGGUGGAAGAGAUCCAAGACUUGCAGACAACAGAUUGCUGCAGCUCCAGCAAGAAGCAGCUGGUUCAGCUCAUCUUGUUUCCAUUUCAAACGAGACGAGUGGCCACUACUCCGUUUGAUGUGGAGGCAUCAGAGAUUCAAGGUCGGAAAUCCGAUGCCAGUGAUGUAAUAAGAGAGUUGCUGAAGAAUGGUAGUGGAGAAGAAAAAGAAGAAGCAAGAAAUGGUCCCUCUGUCAUUUCCAUAGUGGGGCAGGGAGGGAUAGGCAAAACUACACUUGCUCAACUAGUCUAUGGCGAUGAACAGAUAAAGACUCAUUUUCAUGAAAGGGUGUGGACUCCUGAAGGGACUGGAAAUUUGCGUCACCUAAGAUUAAUUGAUUUAAGUCAGACCAAAUUUGAGGAGUUACCUGAUUCAAUUUGCUCUUUGGAUAACUUGGAAACUCUAAAUCUAAGUGGAUGUGAGUGUGUUUCUAGACUUCCUGAAGAGAUUGUAAAUUUGCACCACCUAAGAACAAUUGAUUUACAUUUCAGCAAAGUUGAGGAGUUACCUGAUUCAAUUUGCUCUUUGGAUAACUUGGAAUAUCUACAACUUGAAGGAUGUGAUUGUCUUUCUAGACUUCCUGAAGGGAUUGGAAAUUUGCGUCACCUAAGAUUGAUUGAUUUAAGUCAGACCAAAUUUGAGGAGCUACCUGAUUCAAUUUGCUUUUUGGAUAACUUGGAAAUUCUAAAUCUUGUAGGAUGUGGGUGUCUUUCUAGACUUCCAGCAGGGAUUGGAAAUUUGCGUCACCUAAGCAAGAUUUAUUUAUGUCAGAGCAAAGUUGAAGAGUUACCUAAUUCAAUUUGCUAUUUGGGUAACUUGAAAAUUCUAGACCUUGAAGGAUGUGAGUGUCUUUCUAGACUUCCUAAAGAGAUUGGAAAUUUGCGUCACCUAAAAUUGAGGAGGAGUCGCACCAUUUGUGGCACCCCUAAAAAUGUUACAUGCAAAUCCAAAAGAGCACUACCACUAAUAAUAUGUGCUAAUUUGUUUGAAGCAACAUGGGCAGGCCGGCACUGUGGAGAUUUCUACCAUCCCUACAUAUGGCAUUGA